GAUGUGGGCCCUGCCUGGUUUCUCUCGUGGGGCGCGGGUGAGGAGGGGAGGCCGCACGAGGAGCGGCUGAGGUCACUUGUUCUGGUGAGCCUGGAGAAGAGCAGACUGAGAGGGGACCUCACCGCGGGCUGCAGCUUCUCCCCGAGGGGCAGCGCCGAUCUCUGCCCUCUGUGACCAGUGACAGGGCCCGGGGGAACGACUGGAGCUGUGCCGGGGAGAUUCGGUAGAUAUUAGGAAAAGUUUCUUCCUCCAGAAGGUAUUUCGUCUGGUAAAAAUGGGUGAACCUCAGCAAGUGAGUGCCCUUCCUCCUCCUCCGAUGCAGUAUAUCAAAGAAUAUACUGAUGAAAAUAUCCGUAAAGGCCUGGCUCCAAAGCCACCGCCGCCUGUGAAGGACAGCUACAUGAUGUUUGGGAAUCAGUUCCAGUGUGAUGAUCUGAUCAUCCGGCCCCUGGAGAGCCAGGGUAUUGAAAGGCUGCAUCCUAUGCAGUUUGAUCACAAGAAGGAGUUAAGGAAACUUAAUAUGUCUAUCCUGGUCAACUUUCUGGACCUCUUGGACAUCUUGAUAAGGAGUCCAGGGAGUAUAAAGCGAGAGGAGAAACUGGAAGACUUGAAACUGCUUUUUGUCCACGUGCAUCACCUUAUAAAUGAGUAUCGGCCUCACCAAGCCAGGGAGACGCUGAGGGUCAUGAUGGAGGUGCAGAAACGCCAGCGCCUGGAGACGGCUGAGCGGUUCCAGAAGCACCUGGAGCGAGUCGUGGAGAUGAUCCAGAAUUGCCUGGCUUCCCUGCCCGAUGAUCUGCCUCAUGCAGAGGGGGGACUGAGAAUGAAUGUGGAGCCCAUGGAUGCUGAUGAUGGCAGCAACUGUGCUGGACAGAGCGAAAAGCAGAGGGAGCGUUCUGGUGGCAAGAGAGAUCAGGUUUUGGACAAAGAUGCAGCAAUGUGCAGCAUUAUUGAUGAAAUGACAUGAAGCAAUCACCUGGUUUUGUUAAAGCACCACUGUGAGAGACAGAAGGGAUUUUGAGGAUACACGUAUUUUGUUUUGCUGUUGUACAAAAAGACAAAGCAUUUGUUGUGCACCUGUUGGAGGUUAUGAGUGACUGGGCAGAUGAAAAUGUUUUAAUGUUUUGUGACCUGUGUUUUUCUGGUAAAAAUGAAAAAGUCUAGUUUUUUGUUAAAUGUAUCAUGUCAGUUGGUAGGCACAGAUUAAAGUUGGCUUUUCCUGUUGUA
Molecule: messenger RNA, 1227 nt
Organism: Poecile atricapillus (Black-capped chickadee)
Lineage: Eukaryota; Metazoa; Chordata; Aves; Passeriformes; Paridae
Gene: MED7
Product: mediator complex subunit 7
Exons: 2
Coding region: 275-967 (230 amino acids)
Biological process (GO): regulation of transcription by RNA polymerase II
Cellular component (GO): mediator complex
Molecular function (GO): transcription coregulator activity
Source: RefSeq, a predicted model, not a curated record